This is a messenger RNA of Anneissia japonica, 4047 nucleotides long. RefSeq names its product melanopsin-like. Gene Ontology annotation, cellular component: membrane. Gene Ontology annotation, molecular function: G protein-coupled receptor activity. Gene Ontology annotation, biological process: G protein-coupled receptor signaling pathway. The coding region runs from base 1560 to 2558 and encodes 332 amino acids. Lineage: Eukaryota; Metazoa; Echinodermata; Crinoidea; Comatulida; Comatulidae. The record is from RefSeq and is a predicted model, not a curated record. The transcript is spliced from 3 exons.
CGCACUGAAAAAUGCUUUUGAAAAAAAAUAUCUAAGGCAAUUGAAAUCUAUGCACGCAGGUUUUUGUUCGACAUUUUAGAAUUUGUUUAAAAGUAUUUCUCAUUUUUGCUGUAACCUUGGGUGAUUGUAUAAGGCCUAUCCCCAUCACUGUACUCAGGAAGUUUUUAAGUUUAAUACUUGCGUAACUUCCGUAACUAUUUUCACAAAGUAAACACUGGAAAAUAAGUGGGUCUCAACUGGUAUUUUCAAGACUGAUUAGAAGAUGGUCGGAGUGGUUCCAGUUUGCAAAUCUGGUGAUCAUAGGCCUGGUUAUUUCGAUACAGACCUACAUCAUUAUGGUCUGAUCUGUUGUUGGAAGAACUGUGGCGCAACAACGAAUCAUUGGGCCCGGGGCGAGGAAAUGUUGGAGGCUCCUUGCAUAUCAAUGGGUGCACAGUGUUCUUUAACAUGCACAUGAGCCGUUGCAUAAGGAAUAAACAGAUCAUUGAUGUCUUUGCCUAAGGACUAUGCGCUACUCGCAUUUUUGCCAUCAAGUUGGCAACACAAUGCUGACAUUAGAUGGAAUCGACAGAGGAAUUGAAGAUAUAGAAGGGUUCCCAUGGCUCAGCGUAUACGAAGUGACAUCCACUUUAGUCAACUGUUUUAAACUUCCUCUCUGGAAGCUCUAUAUUGUUUAAGUGAUCUGUGGACGAAUACGCAGCUUACGGUAUAUGCAAAUACCAGAUUCAUCGAUUACACCUCGAGUUGACUCAUCAAAUGGAAAUAGGAGAAGAUACAGAAUAAUACCAAUCAUGCGUUGCAUUUAAUAGUGUACCUACGAUUUUAAACCAUGGAGCAUUUGAAACAAAACUUGACAAGAAAACAUUCUACACGUUGCAACAACUAUAUUUAUGUACGGCCAAUUGUUUUAAAAGGGCUAUAGUACGGUACCUCACCCACUGGAAAGCAGAUGUACGAUUAAAGCAACUUAAUGGAAUUAAAUUGAAUAGUAAGUUGAAUACCGUAGUAUAAGACUAUACGGGUUUCAAUACUGACGAUAGUAAACUCCUGAAUAAGUACUUUGGUCAAGUAUUCUGUUUGAAUUGUUGGGUAAAACAAACAAGCUCGAUAUUAACAGCUAAAAAAAAAACGUCUCGAGAGAAUAUCGCUUUUGAAUUCACUAGCUACUGCAUAAGUAUUAUGAAUUUGUUUACUUUAAUGUAAUCAGCUAUCUCGUUGACUCUUUGCAAUUGACAUACGUUUAGAUUAGAGAGGAUUGAGUAAUAAGUGACUCCAUGAAUUCAGCCACGUUGUCAGUAGUAAACUGUUAUGGAUCGACGUGUUGUUGCCCGGUCAUUUUGUCUGGUGUUAUACUGUAAACUUCAUUAACAAGAAAAACUGCUCGUCAUGAUACAUUUUUUCAUCGUCAGAGUAAUGCUUUACAAUCAGUUAUACAUCUGGUGUGAACAAGUUCGACGGCAAGUUCGUCAGCAACUGAUUUCUUGAGAGAGUCACUCUGCGCGACGCGCUCAGAACACUGUGCCUAUCUUGUUCGUCACUCUGGGAAUCCUUUCCCAGAAAUGGGUCACUAUGUAUUUGCAUGCCUUUCCUUGAUUAUUGGUUGUCUCGGAUUGGUAGCAAAUGCUGGCGCUCUCUAUGUUUUUCAAAAAAUGAAAAUGAUUUCUAAAACAGUAACGCACUCAUUGCUAUUCCAUCAGUGUCUGGUUGAUUUUAUGAGCGCUUUGGUGUUCCUGCCAUUAUACCCGAUCCCAGAAGUACUUGACAUCUGGCAGGAUCAGGAUGCGUUCUGUAAAACCCGGACAGUUUACUGGAUUUUAGCAGUAACUUCAACAGCUAAUAUGGUAUAUUUAACUAUCGAAAGAUACUAUUCUAUAGUUUUACCGAUGAGGCAUCUCGUUUUGUUCAGAGGUCGCACCAUGCCGGUAGCCCUGCCAGUCACGUACGUUGCAGGUGUCAUCUGUAGUGUUCACUCGUUUAUAGUGUCAGAAUCCGACGAACUUGGGGUAUGUGAUUACAACUGGAACGGAAAAACAACAUUAAUGAUUGCCCAUGGCGUGUUUAUUUUCAUCAUCGAGUGGAUGAUACCCACCACGAUUUUUAUAUUCGUUUACAGCAAAAUAUACCUUACUUUAAAAUUAUACACACUGCGUUCAAAUUCGAAUAUAAUUGGUAGGUCGAUGGUGGAUCAAUCCACACAAAAUGUUAAUACCUCAUCCAAUAAAGGUUUAGUAUCAAUGGUUCUUGUUAUCUUUAUUACGUAUCUUGUAUGCUGGACGCCGAAAAUUGUGUUGUACCUUCUUUCGAAUUGUGGUGUAAAAGUAAAUACGUACUUCAUAGAAUUCACAGUAUUGUUGUUAACGUCAAAUGUUUGCUGGAACCCUUUUAUCUAUGCAUUUAAAUACAAGGAAUUUAACAUAGCGGCUAAGAGGACUUGGCGAGAAGUUUUCCGAAGAAAGCCGCGAAAGACUGAUAGUAAAAACGCUGAAAACCUGGAAUUAAAUGCUGUAGAGCCGGGUGCACACUCAAUCGGAUCCUCGUCGGCUGAUGAGAUAACAUAAGGCGCAUCGCGUCGACACGAGCUCAGUGGGUCGUUUUAAUGACCAUCCGUUCAUACUCGACCUAAAUUCUGCUUCUGACACAGUGUAUUAUCACUACACUUUUUUUUAUAAGAACACAUUUUAUAAGAACACUGAGGCUGAAAUUGCCUUAAAAUUAAGAACAAAAUAAGAACAAAUUGAGGCUAAGGUAAAAUUUCAAAUGAGGUUUAUAUUUUUAAAAACCAAAAUAUUAUAUCUGUACAUUAAUAAUGUGCAGUAGGUGUGACUGUAAUACCCUCUAUCAGUACAGUAGGUACCUAUCUGACAUUUGGGGGCCAUUUUUAUUGGGGUCACUUUCACCUACAUUCCAGUACAGUGCAUACUGCCGUACAAUUAAAUAAUUUUUGGUUUAAAAGGUGUGUAAACUAAGAACAAAAUAAGAACAUUUUGAGCCUGAAAUCGGCCAAAAAAUAAGAACACUGAGCCUGGGCAAAAUUUUACUGGUUUUUAUUUUUUUUAAAGUGUAUUUUGUUAAAAUGUCUUAAGUUUAACUUUGGAGUCUGUAGGCCAUCAUAUAAUUGGUUUAAACCUUAUUUGACAGACAGGACCCAAGUAAUAAACUCGGAUAAAUUUAGUGUACACUGUGGGCGUACCCCAAGGUUCAUGUCUUGGACCUUUGCUAUUUAACAUGUACUCUUCGAAGUUGAAGUUGUUUGGUAGGCUGAUGUUAAAUAUAAUAAUUAAGAGAACCAACAUGAUCCAUUUCCAUGUAAAUCCAGAAAAAUACAAAUUCAGUUUAACCAUGGAGAGUCACUGAUUAACAACGUUUUACUGCGAAAAUCUCAACAUUGAUCCAGCCUAUUUAUUUAGUCAAUGCUAAAAAGAAACGUUCGUAAUUAUUGUUUGUAAUUACCAAAAUACAAUUCUAAUUAAAUAAUUACAAAAUAAUUUAAAUAUUUGAAAUUAAUUUCUACAAAUAGUCUUUCUGUGGAGAUAAACGUGAACAAUAAAAUUUAAUAUUUGCAUUCUAAAUUUGUAUUUUUGAAGACAGACAUACCGCCACCAAAUAACUCUAACAUAAACAUUAAAAUAAAAAUAAAUGAGCAAUUCAUGCCUGCCAAUGACAUAAGAAGGUCGAAUGAAAAAUUAAUUAUCAUUCCUCGCCAAAAUUUGCUGGUACAGUACUGUAAUGUUAAAAAUGCUUGUGGUCAAGAAGUCUAUAGAUUAUGCAAAAAAUUUAAUUGUUUCAUCACCAAUUCUCUUUUUAGUUUACAUCUAGUGUCCUUUGUAAUUUUUAACAUUUUAUGUGCCGAUAUUCUUCUUGAUUGUAAAUAUUAUUUUGUAUGUAUACAGUAUAUUGGGGGCCAGGGGCGAAUUUAGGGGGCCAAGGCGGCCCACCAUCCCGAAACUCUUUCCUUCAAUUGAACGGUUACAGAUUGCUCUAAGAAACACUGAUUGGCACUAUUGUGACCAUCCACAUUUAUAUUGCUAUUACCGGGCUCCUAUUCCC